GCAGUGUGCGCGAAAGGCGGCGGGCGAGAGCCUCGAGGCCUGAGGGGACCCGAGGGCGUCCCGCCGCGCGCUUUUGCCAGUUGUGUCUCCGCUCCGGGCUGGUCCGCGCAGACAUGCACUGGCGGCAGCCGCGAGCGCACCGGGACCUUGCACCUGCGCGGGGGCUCUGAGCGCCACCGCCCCCAUGAGAGCGCCCUGGAGCCAGGGUGUGCAGCGCUGAGCCGCUGGGACCCCAGCCAUGCGGUGCUGGGUCUGGGCCGUGGCUGCGGCCCUCUUCUGGCCGCAGCUUGUGCUCUUUGGGUGUGUCUGGGCACGGCGGGAGCCCAAGAAGCCUAGGCAGCCCAGCCAGCACACGGAGACCCCCAAUGCCACCGCGUCCGACAAGGAGGGGCUGCUGAGUUCCCCCGAGCCACCUGAGGCCUUGGGGCCUGAGUUCUCAGAUGCCCACAUGACGUGGCUGAAUUUUAUCCGGCGGCCAGAUGAUGGAGCCUCAAAGAAACGAUGUCGGGGCCGAGACAAGAAGUUGCGAGGCCUUUCAGGUCCCCCGGGGCCUCCUGGGCCCCCAGGGCCCCCAGGGCCCCCUGGUGCAGAAGUCUCCCCAGAGGCCCUGCUUCAGGAGUUUCAGGAGAUGCUGAGAGAGGCUACUGAGCGUCGUUUCUCAGGGCUGCUGGAUCCACUGCUGCCCCAGGGAGUGGGCCAGCAACUGGUGGUUGAAGCCUUCCACUGCCGGCUGAAGGGCCCGGUGCCUGUGGACAAGAAGACACUGGUGGAACUGCAGGGCUUCCAGGCUCCCACUGCCCAAGGUGCCUUUCUACGAGGGUCUGGCCUGAGCCUGGCUUCAGGCCGAUUCACAGCCCCUGUGUCUGGCAUCUUCCAAUUCUCUGCCAGCCUGAAUGUGGACCACAGCGAGCUGCAGGGAAGGGCCCGGCUGCGGGCCCGGGAUGCAGUACGUGUGCUUAUCUGUAUCGAGUCCCUGUGCCAUCGCCACACGUCCUUGGAGGCCGUCUCAGGUCUGGAGAGCAACAGCAGGGUCUUCACAGUGCAGGUGCAGGGGCUGCUGCAGCUGCAGGCUGGACAGUAUGCUUCCGUGUUUGUGGAUAAUGGCUCCGGGGCGGUCCUCACCAUCCAGAGCGGCUCCAGCUUCUCCGGGCUGCUCCUGGGCAUGUGAGGGCCUGACAGUGGCCAGCGAGGAGCUGCCCACUUGCCUUGGAGGACAGCAUGCCUUUUUCCCCCAUUAAUACCUGUGGUUGCAGCAAUAA
Tupaia belangeri chinensis (Chinese tree shrew) is the source of this 1259-nucleotide messenger RNA. RefSeq names its product C1q and TNF related 12 (gene C1QTNF12). NCBI's taxonomy places the organism in Eukaryota, Metazoa, Chordata, Mammalia, Scandentia, Tupaiidae. The record is from RefSeq and is a predicted model, not a curated record. Gene Ontology annotation, biological process: positive regulation of D-glucose import across plasma membrane; positive regulation of insulin receptor signaling pathway; negative regulation of gluconeogenesis. Bases 239 to 1168 code for a protein of 309 amino acids. Gene Ontology annotation, molecular function: hormone activity. The transcript is spliced from 8 exons.